Molecule: messenger RNA, 2188 nt
Organism: Tachyglossus aculeatus (Australian echidna)
Lineage: Eukaryota; Metazoa; Chordata; Mammalia; Monotremata; Tachyglossidae
Gene: RTKN2
Product: rhotekin 2
Exons: 13
Coding region: 1-2019 (672 amino acids)
Biological process (GO): positive regulation of cell population proliferation; hemopoiesis; signal transduction
Source: RefSeq, a predicted model, not a curated record
AUGAGAGCCAAGGAAGAUCGUCCAACCCUUAGAUCUAUCUUUGGGCCUCACUCUGGCCUUGAAGUAGCCAAGUGGAAUUUGUUCGCUCUAAAUAUUCUCUGUGAGUUAGAACUGCUCAUUCCAGACCUGCUCAAACUGAUCAGAAAGCUGAAAAGAAUGGUGAAAUCCAGAGAUUUGUUGGCUCAGUGUUUUCUGACAGUCUGUUUUUACUUUGUGAAGGAGAGCAGCAUUCAAGGAAAAAUUGACUUUGAAACCCGGAUGCGAGAAGGAAUAUGCAAACUCCUUUCGUUAAGUACUCAGAAAGACCAAGUCCUACAUGCGGUUAAAAACUUGAUGGUGUGCAAUGCUCGCAUAAUGGCUUACACAUCAGAGCUACAAAAACUAGAAGAGCAGAAUGUGAACAGAAUGGAAAGAUGCCGAGCGGAUUUUGAAACUAAGGAACGAGUAGCAUGUAGAGGAAAGAUUGCAUUAUCAGAUAUUCGAAUACCUCUAAUGUGGAAAGACACUGAUCACUUCAGCAGUAAAGAAAGAUCUCAGCGUUAUGCAGUUUUUUGCUUAUUCAAAAUGGGAGCUGAGGUUUUUGACACAGACAUGGUGAUUGUGGAUAAAGCCAUCACUGAUAUAUGUUUUGAAAAUGUCACAAUAUUUAAUGAAGCCGGGCCAGACUUCAAAUUAAAAUUGGAGGUAUAUAGUUGGUGUACAGAAGACUCAUCUAUAAUAAACACUUCCAAAAAGCUAGCCAAGAAAUUCAAAACAUCCAUCAGUAAAACAACAGGGAAAAAAAUAAAUUUGGUGGUACAAGGAGAUGACCAUGAUUCGUGUUUUCGCUCUAACCCAGCUAUAGCUGGUGCAAAGUAUAAUUUGCUGGCACAUACUACUUUGACAUUGGAAAGCACUGAAGACAGCUUCAGGACACAUAACCUUGCUAUUACUGGAAAUGAGGAAUCUUCAUUUUGGCUUCCCUUGUAUGGCAACAUGUGCUGCCGAUUAGUUGCUCAGCCAGCUUGCAUGGCUGAGGAUGCGUUCAAAGGAUUUCUUAACCAGCAGCAAAUUGUGGGAAGCCUGAUUAGCUGGAAGAGGUUAUACUGUGUACUGAGAGGUGGGAAACUCUCUUGUUAUUACACUCCAGAAGAAAUUGAAGCUAAAGUGGAACCAGCUUUGGUAGUUUCCAUUAAUAAGGAAACGAGAAUCCGGGCAAUGGAUAAGGAUGCCAAGAAAAGGACUAAUAACUUUUCUGUUAUUAACCCAUUGGCUGGACAGGCUGCAACUCAAGUUUUUGCAGCUGAUGAUCGAGAAGAACUUCAGAAGUGGAUGGAAGCAUUUUGGCAGCAUUUCUUUGAUCUUAGCCAGUGGAAACAUUGCUGUGAAGAACUUAUGAAAAUUGAGAUUAUGUCACCACGGAAACCACCUCUGUUCUUAACAAAAGAGGCGACCUCAGUCUACCAUGAUAUGAGCAUCGACUCUCCACUGAAACUCGAGAGCUUAACGGACAUAAUACAGAAGAAAAUUGAAGAGACUAACGGGCAGUUCCUCAUUGGUCAACAGGAAGAAUCAGCAUCUCCUCCAUGGGCUGCACUGUUUGACGGCACCCAUGAAAUGAUCAUCCAGAAACACGGGGUCAUGGUCAGUGCGAGCGACACUUCAAACCCUAGUGAUGGGAAGGGCAAGAAGCGACGAGCUCCUCUUCCCCCUCCUAAGUCUCCGUCCAUCCUGAAAGCCCAGACAAGUCCAGAUAGAUUUGACGAGGAAAAUUUCUGGGAAAAAGCAGGUGUCACAUAUAGGACCUCAUCUUCAAAUUCCAAAUUAUCCUCCUUGAUGCACCAGUUUCAGAAACCCAUCGCUGCCCCUCGAAAACUAUUUCCUAGCAAGAAAGUCAGCUUAAAUGACAGUGAAAGCAUGACAACUUUGAGCAUUGGAACCACUAAAGCAGAUUCAGAAGCCAAGCCAGUGCCAGCUCCUAGGCAGAAAUCUUUCAAAGGUAUACUAGACCCUAGGUCCUGGCUGCAGUCUCAGGUGUAACACUUUGUAUGCUUAAAGCCUAUCAGGUAUUUGGCUUCACUGACAUGUAUACUUAAUAGCACCUUGAAGCAUUCAACAUCCAGAGUAUUGGAAGAGGAAGGUACAUAUUUGUAGUAAAAUCUUGGUGCCAAGUAGUAUUGACUUGUAUCCACAACUGGUAUCAUUAAAC